Molecule: messenger RNA, 1761 nt
Organism: Corapipo altera (White-ruffed manakin)
Lineage: Eukaryota; Metazoa; Chordata; Aves; Passeriformes; Pipridae
Gene: RER1
Product: retention in endoplasmic reticulum sorting receptor 1
Exons: 7
Coding region: 162-752 (196 amino acids)
Biological process (GO): retrograde vesicle-mediated transport, Golgi to endoplasmic reticulum; protein retention in ER lumen
Cellular component (GO): Golgi membrane
Source: RefSeq, a predicted model, not a curated record
CCCCGCCGCGACCGCCCCGCUGCCCCCGGGGCCAACUGCGGGGCCGCACUCGGGCUCGUCCCUCCCCAGCCCCGGAAGCGGAAGCGCGUCCCGACGGUGCCGCCAUAUCGGGUGUGUGGAGGGGCGGGAGCGGAGGAAGGACCGGCCCGGCCGCCUCCACGAUGUCAGAAGGGGACAGCAUUGGGGAGUCUGUGCAUGGAAAACCCUCCGUGGUCUACAGGUUUUUCUCAAGACUUGGACAGAUCUACCAGUCCUGGUUAGACAAAUCCACCCCCUACACCGCUGUGCGAUGGAUCGUAACGCUGGGGCUGAGCUUCAUCUACAUGAUUAGAGUUUAUUUACUGCAGGGUUGGUACAUUGUGACAUAUGCCUUGGGAAUCUACCACCUAAACCUCUUCAUAGCUUUCCUGUCGCCAAAGGUAGACCCCUCUCUAAUGGAAGACUCAGAUGAUGGUCCUUCCUUACCUACAAGGCAAAACGAAGAAUUUCGGCCUUUCAUUAGAAGGCUCCCAGAAUUCAAAUUCUGGCACUCUGCCACUAAAGGAAUCCUGGUUGCCAUGGCGUGUACGUUCUUCGAGGCUUUCAACGUGCCUGUGUUCUGGCCCAUCCUGGUGAUGUACUUCAUCAUGCUCUUCUGCAUCACUAUGAAGAGGCAAAUCAAGCACAUGAUAAAGUACAGAUAUAUACCCUUCACACAUGGCAAGAGGAAAUACAAAGGGAAGGAGGAUGUGGGGAAGACCUUUGCCAGCUAGAGGGAGCAACACCCUGUUGACCAGUUCUACUGCUCACUAAAGGAACGAUUUUGAGCCAUUGUAACAAUGCCUUUUUUCUUCAUAAAAUGAUUAACAGAGUGGUGACAAAGCAGUUGAAUUUUCAUUUUACGAGGAUCUUGCUAUUUUUAUCUGAAGUAUCAGCUCAGUUUCUUGAGGAAACUGGCAUUCUAACCAAAUUGCAUUGAGUUUAUUCUCUUUUUGGAAGAAGUUGGAGAAACUUUGGAUAAUCCCACGGAUCUGGGAUAACGUAUUCCUUUCAAGAUCCAUUGCACUGGAGAGGUUAAUGGCCUAGAGCUGGAUGUUUUUACGUAGUUCUCCUGCUCACCAUCACCCUGAAGUGCUGUGCACAUCUGUGGAGGAAAGUGUAAGCUGGCACACGUGAGGCUGUUUUCUGCUUCGGGGCCGUGUGCUGUUCUCAUAGAAACCUUCAGUAGACUUAAAUAGCUGCAGAACUUAAGCCAGUUUCCUAAAUGCAUGGUAUUACUGAGUUAUAACCCAAUAGGUAGGAAUAAGAAAUCUACUAAAUUAUGGGUUUGCAGUAGGGGAAAAAAAAAAAAACUCAUUUAGCUUGUAAAGCAACUCGUUUGUGUUGGGUUUCAAUGCCAGUUUCACUGUUCCAGCUCCAAGCAGAUGCUAAAAUUGGGCUCUUUCGUGAUGACUCAGAACUUUGUUCAAACUCUAUCACAAUUUCCUUUGAGGACCUGGAAUUAUAAAAAUAUAUAUUUUAAUUGUUCUUAGUUGGAGUUUCUUUCGUACUUAAUGGUUUCAUGAAUAAUUUCAGCUGACUUCCUGCAGCCCCACAGCAAGUACCCAAACUGGCCAGAACAGACAGUGGUGGGGGUUUUAACACAGAUUUUCAUUUUCUAUGGGGGGGGAGGGAAAUAAGACAUAAAUGACCUGCAUGUAAACUUUUUCAUGUGAUACGACUGCAGUUUUAUUAAGUGACUUUUUAAUUCCAAAAUUUAUUAAAAGACAGUGUUCCCCUUUA